AUGGUUCCACCUGCUCAGUCCGACCUCCCUGCCGAGGCUCUACUGGGGCAUGCUGUAUCUGGCGCGCGAAUGGCUCUUAUCCUCUCCUUUCAGGGCGUCUUAUCUCAUUCCCCUUUCUCUCUUCGUUCUUUCCCCUUUCUCCUCUCCUUUUGGGGCGUCUCAUAUCACUCGUCUCUUUCCCCUUCCUUCGUUCCUUUCUUUCCCUCUGCAGCAGCCCAUCCGUCCCUCCGCAUAGUUCCGCCUGCUCAGUCCGACCUCCCUGCUGAGGCUCUACUGGGGGAGGCUGUAUCUGGCGCCGUGCAUGGCACUCCAACCAACAAGGGGGAUGGUUCCAGGCCCCCCCUUUCCGCCUCCCCUGAUGCAAGCCUGGCGGAUGUUGGCGUGGGGGGGCUCGGGGAGGGGAGGCGCGGAGUAGGGAUUGUUCUCCCUACCGUUGAUAUGAGUGCAGGGGAGGGGAGGGAGGAGCAGGAGCAGGGGCAGGCGCAGGAGCAUUGGCAGGCAGAGUUGCGGCAACAGGAGGGGGGUGUGGGGAGGGAUGAGGAGUGGAGUGCGGCAGUGGAGAGGGCAGUGGAGGAGGCAGUUUCAGACGCCUUCUCCCGCGCCCAGUUCGUGCUCGCCUCUCUUGAUUCCGUGCGUCGGGCAGCUCGGGCAGCGCAGAAAGCCUUUUCUGACCGGAGCUUUGUUGCUCUUGUGGAGGAAGAAAUGACAUUGCAUUUUGGGGGGGACGGGGUGGGAGGGAUCGGUGAGGCGGUAGAUAGUGGGAAGGGGGAUGAGAAGGGGUUGAGGGGCAUUGAGGUGGGUGUGGGGGGGAGAGUGGGGGAGGAGGCAAGGCGGAGGGCGGAGGCAGUGGUAAGAACGGUGGUGGUGAUGAUGGGUGAGAGGGGGGAGGAGGGCGUGGAAAGCACUAGGAUGGGCGCAGAAGGGGAGGAAGAGGAAGGAGAGGAGGGCGAGGAGGGACAGGAGGGAGAGGAGCAGGGAGGGGAGGAGAGAGGGGAGGGAGCUGCUGGUGGUUCUACUGGUAGGCGCUUCAGGCUUGCACAAAGGCUCAAGGGAUUGGGAGACGUGGCACGAGACAAGGUGUGGGACAUGGCCGACUCGUUUCUCUCUCGCUUGCGGGCGGCCAGGCAGAAAGUGGUCAGUGCGGAAGAGUUUCUUGCUGCCCGGGUGCAAGAUGCUGGCAAGCGUGUUUUGGAUCGUGUGGUGGAGAGCGGUCGGGCAGCCAGGGAAGAUGCUGAGGCUGCCCGAGAUGCUGUGAUCGCGACCGGCCGGGCAGCAAAAGAAAAGGUCGAGGCAGCUUGGGAAAAAGCGCAUGGAGCCGGGCAGGCUGCUGUGGACACAACCGUGGGAUUUUGUGCCCGGGCAGCAGAAUUCGGGCAGGACGCAGUUGAUAGGUGCAGGCAGGCCGGGCAAACUGUGUGGGAGGGCGGAAGAAAAACAGUUGGGGCAGUGGAAGGGGGAGUGAAGGGCGCAGUGAAGGGAGUGAGGGAGGUGGUGGAGGGGGUAGAGGAGGCAGUGGAGGAUGUGAGUGAGAGAGUAAAAGGGGUGGGGAGGUGUGUGGUGGAGGAGGGUUUUCAUCCUCAUACUCACGAGCACGGGUAUCAGCAUAAGCAUGAAGAGGCAGGAAUGCCUCCCGCCCCUGCAGCACGCACGGCCUUCCUUGGGCCUGUGUACGAUGUAGCCACAGAGGCUGUGAGGAUGGAGCAUGAGGCGGAAGGGGAGAGGGGGGGAGAGGGGGUGGGGGAAGGUGUGGUUGGGCAGGUUGAGAGGGCGUGGGAUGCUGCAAAGGGUCAUGUGGAGGAAGGUGCGGAGAAGCUGCGGGGUGAGGUGAGGGAAGGUGCGGAGAAUUUGCAGGAGGAGGUGAAGGAAGGUGCUGAGAAAUUGCCCGAAAGGGUGAAGGAAGGUGCUGAGGUAGCAUGGGAGGAGGCGAGGGAGAGAGGCAGCAAGAUGGGAGAGAAAGUGAAGGAAGGUGCUGAGAAGGUGUGGGAAGAGGCGAGGGAGAAAGGUGGGAGGGUGGGAGAGCAGGUGAAGGAAGGUGCAGGGAAGGUGUGGGAAGAGGCGAGGGAAGAGGGCAGCAGGGUGGGUGGGAAGCUGAGGGAGAAAGCCGGGGAGGGAUGGGAGGCAAUGGAGGGGGCUGGAGAGAAGAUGAGGGAGGGAAUGAGGAGGGAGGGUGGAGGCGAGAGGGAGGAAGGCGAGAUGGGCGAUGGGAUGUGGAUGGAGCUGCAGGGAGUGCGCUUCUUCCAGCCUGCACGACCCAAGGCAGGAGGCAAAGAAACGGCAGCGAAAGGAGAGGGAGCAGAGAAGGACGCAAAGCGGCAGGAGCAGAUGCAGCAGUGGGAGCAGUGGGAGAGAGUGAACCCACCAUUCCCCGCAAGUGCUCUAAUGUCCCGCCUGCCCCUCUGGUUCCAACGCCUCGUGUUGCCCAUCCCCCUCCUCUCCCACCUCUCCUCCCUCCCCUCCUCCCCUCCUCUCCUCGUUCCUGCUCUCAUCCGCACAACCCACCUCGCUGCUUUCUCGCUCGCCUACACACUCACUCUCGUCCUCACCUUCCUGCCCAUCGGGCAGCUUCGAAAUGUUUUCUCACCUUCGCCUGCCCAGUUGGAACCGGGGGAAGAUGGGGAGAGUGGCGGAGGAGAGGGGGAAGCGUGGGCGGAGGGGGCAGGGGGGAUGGGAGGGGGGGUGGCGGAGUGGGGGGAUGAGCUGCAGCUGUGGCUGCUGGCGGCAGCAACGGUGUUGUCGGCACUGCUGGCGCUCAUUCUGCAACCGCUGUUGACCUAUAGCAUGGAGGAAGCAGCAGCGCUCGCUCGCGGCCCCUCUUCUCCCACGCCUUACCACAAGCGCCCCCGCUCCUCCUGGCGCCUGCGCCGCCACUCUGCACCACACGCCACCGCACCAGCAGCACCAGGAACCCCUCCGCAAACCCCUUCACCUCCGGCUACUACUUCUGCGGCACACACUGGUGAAGCUCCUAUUCCUCCCGCUGCUUCGUUUGCCGAAGCUACUGCUGCAGUGGCCUCUUCUUUCGUUGCAGAAGAAGCUGCACCAGAGCUGGCCACUGCUGCUGCUGCAAGGCCAGCGCAGGAAUCAGAGGUGGUUGAAGGGAUGGAAAGGGAGGGGGGGGGAGGGGCUGGAGGGGAGAGGGUGAGGGGGCAGCAGCAGCUGCUGCAGCAGUGGCAGCAGCAUCUGCAGUGGCGGGUGCGAGUGCUGACUGUGCUCAAAAGCGUGGCUACACAUGCCUUGCUGGCGGUGCUGACGUGGCACCUGUGGCACCUCGCAUGUCGUGUGCUCGUGUAA
Messenger RNA from Closterium sp. Naga37s-1, 3291 nucleotides. NCBI's taxonomy places the organism in Eukaryota, Viridiplantae, Streptophyta, Zygnematophyceae, Desmidiales, Closteriaceae. The record is from the annotation of a GenBank genome assembly.